CGAUGCCGCACAUGGAUGCCGGCUCCAGGUUUAGCCCAGAAGAAGACGGCCCCCACUGAGGUCCCCUUGAUGAGCGGGCAGCUGGGCCCUGCCCAUGGGAAGAAGCUGGGCCAUCGGGGCGUGGAUGCUUCUGGUGAAACCACCUACAAGAAGACCACCUCCUCCACCCUGAAGGGCGCCAUCCAGCUGGGCAUUGGCUACACUGUGGGCAACCUGAGCUCCAAGCCAGAGCGCGACGUGCUCAUGCAGGACUUCUACGUGGUGGAGAGCAUCUUCUUCCCCAGUGAAGGCAGCAACCUCACCCCUGCCCACCACUUCCAGGACUUCAGGUUCAAGACCUACGCGCCUGUCGCCUUCCGCUACUUCCGGGAGCUCUUCGGCAUCCGGCCGGACGACUACCUGUACUCACUGUGCAAUGAACCCCUGAUUGAGCUGUCCAACCCCGGAGCCAGCGGUUCUCUCUUCUACGUCACCAGCGACGACGAGUUCAUCAUCAAGACUGUGAUGCACAAGGAGGCUGAGUUCCUACAGAAGCUGCUCCCGGGCUACUACAUGAACCUCAACCAGAACCCGCGGACACUGCUGCCCAAAUUCUACGGGCUGUACUGCGUGCAGUCCGGGGGCAAGAACAUCCGCGUGGUGGUGAUGAACAACAUCCUGCCGCGCGUGGUCAAGAUGCACCUCAAGUUUGACCUCAAGGGCUCCACGUACAAGCGGCGGGCCAGCAAGAAGGAGAAGGAGAAGAGCAUCCCCACCUACAAGGACCUGGACUUCAUCCAGGACAUGCCCGAGGGGCUCCUGCUCGACGCCGACACCUUCUCCGCGCUCGUCAAGACGCUGCAGCGCGACUGCCUGGUGCUGGAGAGCUUCAAGAUCAUGGACUACAGCCUGCUGCUGGGCGUGCACAACAUGGACCAGCAGGAGCGGGAGCGGCAGGCCGAGGGCGCCCAGAGCACCUCGGACGAGAAGCGGCCCCUGGGCCAGAAGGCGCUCUACUCCACGGCCAUGGAGUCCAUCCAGGGCGGCGCCGCCCGAGGGGAGGCCAUCGAGACGGACGACACGAUGGGGGGCAUCCCCGCCGUGAACGGCCGAGGGGAGCGCCUGCUGCUGCACAUCGGCAUCAUCGACAUCCUGCAGUCCUACAGGUUUAUCAAGAAGCUGGAGCACACCUGGAAGGCUCUUGUCCACGACGGGGACACCGUCUCUGUGCAUCGGCCCAGCUUCUAUGCCGAGCGCUUCUUCAAGUUCAUGAGCAACACGGUCUUCCGGAAGAACUCCUCCCUGAAGUCCUCUCCAUCCAAGAAGGGCCGCAGUGCCUUGCUGGCCGUCAAGCCCCUGGGGCCCACAGCCGCCUUCUCAGCCAGCCAGAUCCCCAGUGAGCGGGAGGACGCCCAGUACGACCUCCGGGGAGCCCGCAGUUACCCCACACUGGAGGAUGAAGGCCGACCUGACCUCCUGCCCUGCACACCGCCUUCUUUUGAGGAGGCCACCACCGCCUCCAUUGCCACCACCCUGUCCUCCACGUCCCUUUCCAUCCCUGAGCGGUCUCCCUCGGAGACGUCGGAGCAGCCCAGGUACAGGCGGCGCACACAGUCCUCCGCGCAGGACGGCCGGGCCCAGGAGGAGACGCGCGCUGGAGAGGACCUGCAGCAGGUCACGGUGCAGGUGGAGCCCACAUGCAGCGUGGGGGUCGUGGGCCCCAAGGAGGAGGACUCGGGGGUGGAGGCUUCCCCGGGCUGCGCCCCUGCCCCCGCCGCGGCCUCCGAAGCGGAAACCGCCAGCCAGGCCUCGGAGCCCGCCAGCCAGGCCUCGGAUGAAGAGGACGCGCCCGCCACCGACAUCUACUUUCUCUGGCAGGCGGCAGCUAGACGAGCCGGGUGGCCAGCGAACCUGCCCAGUCCAGCUCUGGGCCCCAGCACGGUCUGGGGCUGCCUCCCCUGGCCACCCUCCUCAGGGGUCAGACGGCCCCUGUUGCGGUGGAGAACUCGGCUGUCCUUGCCUGGCCCUCCACUCCCUGUGGCUCCUGGGGAAGUUCUCGGAUGGGAGGUACUGGAUUUACUCGCCCCGGCAUCGCCGGCUGCGGGCCGCCACGCUGAGCUCCUCGGGGACUCAGGGGCAGCCACCCCUAGGCGCACGCUGAGCCCUGAACCCCGCAGGGUGACUCCAGGGACCCCAGUGUCCAGAGACCACACACACUCCCACUUCCCAAGAGGUGACCCGCCUGUGACGAUUUCCUGCCCCUCUGAGGACCCACCCCGGUGCGCAUGUGAGGUGCUGGUUGCUGGCAUGGAGCAGAACGGAAGCCAUACCUUUGGGGAGAUUUCUCCUGGCCCUGGCUUCUCGGAGGAGCCUGAGAUAGCUGGAGAACCCGUCGGUCCAGGAGUUUGACUUCGUGAGCCCGUCUCAGCUGCCCAUACUCCCUGUCACCGCCGCACAGCACAGAGGCACCGUUGGCCUGGCUGCCGUCUUCCCUCGCUGGAGAACUUGCCCUCCCUUUCCGUCAGCACGGACAGUGCCUCGGCUCUUGAGCCGGGCUGCUGGGGACACUCCAGAAAGCAACAGGGGAAGGGGCCUCGGGGGCCACCCUUCAGAGGAGCCGCCCAGCACACCUGCAGAAUGCUGAGUGGAAGGAAAAUGACUCUCUCCUGCCGGGCUCACUUGCCCAGACCUGGCAAGCAUCCUGCUGGACUUCACACGGACGUCUGCAGGUGCCCUGGCUGGGUACCCAAGUGGUCAUUCUGUCCCUGCGCCAUCCUGCCAGUGGGGAAGCAGACUGAAGAGACAGAGACCUAACGGCGUGUCUGAACCCCAAGGCCUGACAGGGAGGCCGUGUCACAUAAACGCCUGUGCUGGGGUGCCCGCCUGGGCAUCAGAGACGCGGUGCACCCUGUGGCGGUGGCCGGCGCAGCAGGCACAGCCCCGGAGAGGUGGCUCGUGUGUACCCAGAGCUUGGGAAGACGGGACCACCCGUGCGGCAUCCCCAGGCCCCUUGGGCUUUCCUGGAUCAUGGAAGUGUCAGUUGGAUGCUGAUUUAGAGAAAUUGCAAGUCCCCCGAUACCAUGAUGUGUCUAUUUUUGUGUUAAGUCAUGAAGACCUCUUGAAGACUUAUCUUUGUGUUGGCCAUGUUUGUCCCUCUUCAGAAAACGCAACAGAUGCUAAAGUGCCCCUUGGGCCUCGGUCUGUGCCGGUGCAAGGCCUCCGCUGAUUCCUUUGAGGGUGGGAGUGCAGGCAGUGAGCUUCCAGGCGAGGAAGGCUUGGCCCACCCUGCUGUUGCCCCUGGGGUAGAAACCUGUACAUCUGUAAAUAGCCUUCCAGUCCUGGCUGCUGUGGCGUGGAUGUCUGAAUUGCUGUACUGUAAACGUGACAGGCGUUUCCUCAGACUGACAAGGUGGAGCCCUCGUGUGUCCUCUGCCUCCUCCCUCUAGCACCUGGCUCAGUGCAAUACUCCCCUACCGGUGGGGCCCUCGCCACGGUACUGUCUCUGCAGCCCCUUGGGCGCCCCUGGCCAAGCUCCCUCGCUGCAGCCUUUCCUCUGGUGGCCCAGUUGCAUUGCCUGCCCCACCCUCCUCGUUUUUUUAUGGCCGAACUGACUUUGAAACACAACAAAACUGCAAACCUUGUGUGUCUUAAUUCUCACGGGGGGCUCCAUGUGCUCGGCCCGUGGUCUGGUGUGUGACAAUCGGGAGCACAGCCUACUCGGGCACAGGACGCUGUCCUGCGCAGACCCAGAGCCGUGGCGCCUCUGUAACCUGCAGCCACUGCUGGCCCCCAAAACACUUGUAUGCAGCCCCGGGCCCUUGCCCCCCCCACCCCCACCCUCUUUUUACGUUGAGGAGACCUCUAAUGAAGAGACCUCUAAUAAAUCGGGUAAUGAGCA
Molecule: messenger RNA, 3877 nt
Organism: Condylura cristata (star-nosed mole)
Lineage: Eukaryota; Metazoa; Chordata; Mammalia; Eulipotyphla; Talpidae
Gene: PIP5K1C
Product: phosphatidylinositol-4-phosphate 5-kinase, type I, gamma
Exons: 19
Coding region: 16-2388 (790 amino acids)
Biological process (GO): phosphatidylinositol metabolic process
Molecular function (GO): phosphatidylinositol kinase activity
Source: RefSeq, a predicted model, not a curated record